This is a messenger RNA of Drosophila bipectinata, 1327 nucleotides long. It is a transcript of the gene Pbp49, whose product is annotated as proximal sequence element A Pbp49. NCBI's taxonomy places the organism in Eukaryota, Metazoa, Arthropoda, Insecta, Diptera, Drosophilidae. The record is from RefSeq and is a predicted model, not a curated record. Gene Ontology annotation, molecular function: bent DNA binding; RNA polymerase III type 3 promoter sequence-specific DNA binding; core promoter sequence-specific DNA binding. Gene Ontology annotation, biological process: snRNA transcription by RNA polymerase II; snRNA transcription by RNA polymerase III. Gene Ontology annotation, cellular component: snRNA-activating protein complex.
AUGGAAGGUGAAUUUUCGGUAGCAAAAACACCCAUAAAUCUUCACAAUUUUCUAGAGGAUUACCAAAAGACUUUGUCAGGCACAGCAACCGAAACGCCUUUCUUCCUGGAAUCUCAUCCUGUGCUCAUAGACGUAAGCGAAAGUUGUUCUCUGGAUCAGAUUGCAUCACCGGAGGAUACCGCCAUUUCCAUAUUUCAACCGGGUGCCGAGUUUUCACGUCCCACCUUUCAACCCCAAGAGGGUCAAAAGUUGCCAAGAACAUAUACUGCACUGGCCCAGCAAAAAUGUAGAACUAGGAAAUGCGCUUUUGGCCGCACACCCUACACAUACAAGUUAAACACCGUACCUAUGGGGGAAAGUGAUCUUGGCCAGGAAAAUAACUGGGAGCUAGAGCUUACGAUUCGCCUGUACAGACCACCGCGGGCUUCUCACAGGGGCUAUAAGGUGGAAAGUCCCGUCUUCGCAGAGGAGUACGUAUGCCUGGGGAGUAAUUUCUUAACUGAGUUUCGCGACAAAAUAAGCUGCAUUUGUAAUGGCAAACGCUUCGUGGACAUCAGCAGUAAUCCCGACGCUCCGCUUCCAACCAUCACAACGAAUUCCGGGUACUUCUUUAUCAACAACACUUUCUACAAUGACAUGCGAAAUCCCGAAAACUGCGACUACUCGGCUGCGGUGAUAAACUGGGCAGGCGUGGCAGAUGUCGUUCAGCGCGAACCUUUCAAAGUAGAGCAUAUGGAGGGAAAGCGUUUCAUCGAUCUGACCGUGACUCCUGGAUCUCCACUCCACUACCUGCAUCACGGAAACUGCGAACAUCUCUUUGUUGUGUCGCAGGUGGAAGUACUAACGCCAAGCAGAAAACGUCCGGAUCGCAGUGCUUAUCCUUAUCCGCGUUCCAUUAACGUGUUCAACCGACGGACCUGCUACAUGUGCGGCUUACGAAGCUACCACUUCAUUGUCGAACAGUCGCGACGACAGCUGCACGAUCCCUCCUACCUGUGUCGCAGCUGCUUUCUCAGUUUUCACUAUGUGGAUGGACAAAAAGUGGGUCACUUCAAGGCUUAUCGUAUAUAUGAUCAUUCCGAAGAGAAAAGUGAGGACGACAAGGAGGAGCAUGUAUCUGGAAAUGAAGUUGAUGAAAAUGACAACGACAAUGGGAUCCUUUUGAACUGAAUUGGGCUUCGAAAGACACCAACCACUUCUCAGAAAAAAAAAAACAUUUUAUAUCAUAUAGUUUAGGUAAAAUACCUAUUGAACGACCCUCGUAUUUUAUUGUAAAAUAUUUUGAGAUAAAUUUAAAUAAAAUACAUACACAUUGCAACAAGAGUAA